ACUUAUCACACCAUGGUUGACACUCGCAGUGGGAAGAGCACCAUGCCGUAUAGUAAGGCUCAAGGGGAGCAGGCCGCCGCCAUUCUGAGAGAGAGAAAGGAGAAGAAGGAGCUCCUUAGGCAGGCAAGAUGAAGAUGAUAGCCGAGGAGCAAGCAGCGAAGAACAAGAAGUUGGAGACGGAGAUGCAAAGAUUGCAGCAAGAGGAGGAAGAGAGAAUGGGAGCUGCAAAGGAGGAAGAGGUUGAAGAGGAGGAAGAGCAGCCAGAAGAAGAACCCCUCAGAAGGAGAAAAUUGGGGGAAGGAGAAGGAAGCAGUGGCACGAAAGAAGAUGACCCAUGGGUAGAAAGGAGGAUAAGUGAGUGGGUGGCUAAUUUAUCGUUGGGUGAAGAUGAGGAGGCGAUGUUGUAUAUCCCUCAACAGGAGAAGGAAGCAGCAAUCAGGGAGAUCGAGGCAACGAGCGAUCCCCUAGAACACCAGGCCCUAGAGAAUGAGAAGAGGAGGACGGAGGAAUCCAACAAGAUGGCAGAAAAUUGCAUGGAUCAGCAGCCAGGCGAGACUACCAAGGCCUAUGAGGCCCUCAUGCUGGACAUGGUAGCAGAAUUCAAGCAACGGGCAGCUGCGACAACAUCCGCAUGUAAGAAGGAAGAUGAGGAAGCAGAGGAACAACAUCGCCUCGCUGAACAGCAGCAACAGGCGGACGCUGAGGCAGCAAGGAAGGCCGUAGACGACCGUCGUCGACAACGCCGAGACAAACUCCUCGAAUGCGAGGGGGAUAUCGAGGUGAUCGCCAACGAAUGGGCAGUGGCUGCUGAAGAGGGUGCCCCCUCUGCUGUGCGUGGCCUUGCAAGCACAAUCGAACAUAUGAGCGACUUGGUCGCCACCUGUGCAGCACAGCAAGAGGACAUCCUCUGCGUGGACACCCUGGAGCUUGCAACAGCCAGCCCCGCCGGACCCUCCAACUUGACGGACCGUGUCAACGUCUUGGAAAUCGACAUCGAGACUCUCAAGGACGGCGCUCUAACGACAAAUCAGCGGAUUGACCAGCAGAUUUGCGCCGCCGCAGCCAGUCCGACCGCGACUAAUCGCGAGGGCAUCCCGAAGUUUGACGGCCUCCCGAUCUUCUGCGAUGCAACAAAGACGGACCCGAUCCCAUGGUGGCGCCAGUUUGAGUUGAAGUUGGACAUUCACCACGUCAUCAACCCGAACCGGCACGCAUACUUAUACUCCCGCUCAGGGGGCGCGUGCCAGGCAUGGCUGGACAACAUGUUGUCCAGGCACAACGUCGAAGUCUUCGAGCUGCAUACAAAGAUCAGCUGGGCUGAUCUCAAGGCAGCAUGGAAUAAGCGGUUCCGAGCAGAGUCGCCCGAGCCACUUUACGACCAUCUCCACACAUUCUUAGCCUUCUAUGCACCACCAUCUUCGUCGACGGAUGACGAAGUUGCGUUGGGGGGCAUCCUUGGGUAUGUUACCAAGGUGGCCCGCGAGUUUCGCAUGCAGCGGUACGAUGAUAACAACGCACCGCUCUUUUAUGUCCGCAUCCAAGUUGGGCAAGCGUCCAGCAGCGCUUUGCUGGAUAGCAGCGCGACUCGCAAUUUCAUCAGCCAGUCCUUUAUCCAAAGGGCCGGCCUUGGCGCUCAAGUUCGAAAGAAGCCAAACCCGACGGCGAUCAAGUUGGCGGACGAUCAGACGCAACAACUCCUCGAUCGCUACAUUGAAGUCGUGUCGGUUUAUUUCGCACCUCAUGCAUGCGAACCGGUGACGUUUGACGUCUUAGACACGGACUUCGACAUUAUUUUGGGGAUGCCCUUGCUUGCAAGUGCGGAUCACACGGUUAACUUCCAUCAGCGGACACUUACCGUUCGCGACGCCUUCGACACCGAGGUGUCGUGUACCAUUCCUCUUCCGCACUCCUCGAUCCGAUGCCAAGUCGUAACGGCCAAGUCUUUUCGGGCCACUUUCGCUUACGGCCGGACCUACGAGAUAGGCCUAUGUUUUCUACGAGUCGCCACGACGACCAAAUCUUCACCUACGGACUUGUCUUCAGACUCCCGAGUGGUGCGGCUGCUCGACGAGUUCACAGACAUCUUCAAGUCUCCUACCGGUGUGGUGCCGGAUCGGUCGAUCUCCCACGAGAUCAUUCUUGAGGCCGGUGCCGCACCGCCGAAAGGAUGCAUCUAUUGCAUGAGCGAGGAAGAGCUCGCGGUUCUCCGCGCGCAACUCGACGAUCUGUUGGACAAGGGCUUGAUCCACCCUAGUAGCUCACCAUACGGUGCGCCAGUUCUUUUUGUACGGAAGAAGAACAAGGAUCUUCGCUUGGGCAUCGACUACCUCAAGCUCAACGCACAAACCGUCAAGAAUGCGGGGCGGAUUGACGACCUUCUCGAGCGGUUGGGCGGUGCAAAAUUCUUCUCAAAGUUGGACUUGAAGUCGGGCUACCAUCAAAUCUCGAUACGCCCGCAACAUUGCUACAAAUCCACGUUCAAGACGCGGUACGGGCAUUUUGAGUUGAUCGUUAUGCCUUUUGGCCUCACCAAUGCCCCGACGACCUUUCAAGCGGCAAUGACCAACGAGUUCCGUCCGAUGCUGGACCGCGUCCGGACCAUUGUACCGCAGUCUACUCAACUUUUGAGAUUCACGACAACUUGCGGGACAGCUUCAUUCGUGGCUACCAAGUCGACCCCGAGUUUUGCGACAAGUACGCAAAUUGCUCCUCUCCUAAUAGAGGGGUACUUGCUCGUCCGCACACGGCUUCUUGGCGAGUUCCACGACGCUCCCGCCACCGGACACUUUGGAGUCAAUCGUACGAUUGGCCGACUCCGCGAGCGCGUUUGGUGGCCCGGUCUUCUCGACGACGUCACACGCUAUUGCGAGUUAUGCGAGGUUUGCCGACGUUGCAAAUCCCGCAAUCAUCGUCUGUACGGCGAGUUGCGACCGUUACAGGUCCCCUUGCGGCGAAGGGAAGCGAUUGCCAUUGAUAUUACCGGCCCGUUCCCCAAGCACAAGAUUGGAGUGGAUGGGAUUCUCACGGUGGUCGACCGACUCACCAAGUUUGCCAUGUUUUUGCCUUGCCGCUAUCAUGCCAAGGCACCGGAGUUGGCCGAGGUUCUUUACGCCGAUUGGAUUCGAACCAAGGGUUACCCCAAGGAAAUCGCCUGCGACCGCGACACUUGGUUCAUGUCCGAGUUUUGGUUGGCGCUCAUCAAACGAUGGGGCUCAUCUCUCAAGCCAAGCUCGGCUCGCCACCCCCAAACCGAUGGCCAAACGGAGAGGGCGCAUCACACCGCACAGGUUCUCCUUCGCACUCUCAUCCGUCCUGACCAAAAGGAUUGGGUUGAGCGGCUGCCGAAUGUCGAGUUGGCAUACAACUCGUCCAUCCACCCAGCUAUCAGGAUGUCGCCCUUCGAGUUCGAGCACGGCUCGCCGGUCACUUCUCCGUUGGACACAAUCAUUCCACGAACGACCGAGAGCGACGACCAUCUUCUUUUCUUGCGACGGAUGCAAGAGCUACUUGUCAAGGCAUGCGAUCAGAUGGCCAAGACGCAGCAACACAUGAGCCAACAGGCCAAUCGCCAGCAUCUUCCUUGCCCAUUCCGCGUCGGCGAACUCGUUUGGGUUUCCACCACGGAAUUCAGCCUUGAACAAGAUAUCUCUCGCAAGCUCCUCCCGAAAUGGACGGGGCCUUGGCCGAUCGUGGCAGCCGCCGGGGAUGCACCCGAAGGACCUUCAUUCACCAUUCAGGUGGCCGCCCACUUGCCCAUCUACCUGGUCUUUCACUGCUCCAAGUUGGCUCUCUACACGCCAGUGGAACAUGACGAUUUUCCCAGACGAUGAUCGCAAGACCCACCAUCUAUGGACGACUUUCAAGAGGUCGGGGCCAACCGAGUACUUGGUACACUUUGCG
This is a messenger RNA of Chara braunii, 3900 nucleotides long. NCBI's taxonomy places the organism in Eukaryota, Viridiplantae, Streptophyta, Charophyceae, Charales, Characeae. The record is from the annotation of a GenBank genome assembly.